CCAACUUCCUGACACACAAGUCAGACACACGUUAUCAGAGACUUUUAGACUUGGAACACGCCUACACACACACACACACACACACACAUGCACACGCACACACACACACACACUGUAAAGCCUCUGUUCCUUUCCUUUCAGUUUCAGCGUCACCUCCGAACACAGACUUCAACAAAGAUGGAGUUUGCCUGCAGUCAUGUGGUCUGUAACUGGAGGUCUGACAGACAAUCCACCAGUCAAGUUACCCAGCGUUACUAUGACAACGUAUCAGCUGUUAAACAGGAAACAGAUCCGCCUCCUCCGCCUCUACCUCCUCGUCGCCUGAGGAAAGGCCGGCCCACUUCCCUGCCCCCCCCCCCGCCCCUCCCCCCCAGAGCUGACAAGCCUGAAGAAGACAACCCUCUGAGCGCCAACGUCAACGUGGUGUCCAUCAGCGUGGGGAAGCUAGUGGACAUCAGCCAAGCCUCCAUCCUUGGACAACUUUCAGUGCCCAGUGAAUUGUUGGGAAAUGAUGUGGAAAACAGUGUGGGCGACAGUCGGAGCAGAGUGUGCGUGGGCCGUCUCACAGGUGUGCGCAGCGAUGACGUUUACCUGCUGAACCACACCGACGACGACUACCAGAACCUGGAGGACACGCUGGUGGUGUUCUGUGUGGACAUCUCAGGAAGCAUGAGCGUCACAACAGAGGUUACAUCAAGCAGUGGAUCUACAGCGUACAUAUCCAGACUGGAGGGUAUCCAGGACGCCCUCCAGAGGGCGCUGUCCUCCCUGCUGCAGGAAUCCCCCCGCAGGAGAGUGGCUCUGGUGACGUUCAAUGAUGAGGUUGUCAUUUACGGUGAUGGUACUAGUACUCCUCUUACUCUCAGGGACUGGGCAUUGGUUGAUUACGACCAUAUAUGGCAACAGGGCGUGGCCUACAGCAUCCCGCACUGUAUCGCAGAGACCUAUCAGCAGCUUCUACAGAGAGUCAAAGACCUCCGGGAACACGGGGCCACGUGUCUCGGUCCAGCUGCAUUGGCUGCAGUUGCCAUGGCAUCAAGAUACCCAGGGUCAAAGGUCAUUUUGUGCACUGAUGGUAAAGCCAACAUCGGACUGGGUGAGAUGACCCAAACGGCCUCCGUGUCCCUGUCCUCCCCCCUGGACUCUUACUUCUACAAACAACUGUCUGUGCAGGCUGUGCAGAGCGGCGUCAUCGUAUCGGUGCUGACCUUUGAGGGGACGGACUGUCGCCUGGCUGAGGUGGGCAGACUGGCCGACACCACAGGAGGACGGGUGAAUAUUGUCACUAUAGGAACCAUAGCAACAGAGAUCCAGUUGGCGUCUAUGGACAACGUCCUGGCCACAGGAGCCGAGUUAACUCUGCUCGCUGCUGAUGGAAUAUGUUUUCCCUUUGAGGAGGAGAACGGCCACAAACUAGUGAGAGACAUCGGAAAUGUGACAGAGGGGCUGGAGAUCACCUUCCAGUUCGAUGUCAAACCCCAGUAUCUAGAGGAUUUUGUCCAGAGGAGCACACUUCCAUUUCAACUCCAGCUGACUUUUAAGACCAGAGACCAGCAGAGGGUCACUCGGAUCAUCACGGAGCAGCGACCGGUCACCACCAGCAGUCAGAUCUGGGCUGGCAGCCUCAGCAUGGCGGUGCUGGGUGUUCACUGUGCUCAGCUGUGUGCCAGGUUAACCAUGGAGGGACGAGUACAGGACGCACAGAGGGAGCUGAGAGCACAGCAGGACCUGCUGCAGCGAAUCAGUCAGCAGAAACCAAUCCAACAGGAGGAAAAUAUCUAUGGCAACUGGAUGGAUACCAUGACGACCAUCUGUGACGACAUCGCCACAGAGUCCCAGACCCUUUCUGAUGAAGCAGCGAAGGUGGUGUACCAGAUGAAGAGAGCCAGCAGCGCCACUAACAGAACCACUGAGGGUCCGAGGCCGGCGGACAGGAGGAAGAAGGCACUUAUGGAAGCCAUCUGAGCUGUGAUAGGACAUCAUCUGCUCUGGAAGGACUUUACCAACUGGCCCUUUACUGUGGAGCACGGCUUCAGUUUUAGGAUCAUUAAUGUGUGAACGAGAGGGAAAUAAAGGUUUGGAGAAAUCCAUCCUUUAUCUGUUAAUGUGCUGUGACUCAUCUGAUGUAGGAUGGUCAUUCGGUUUGUCCACUUUAAGGACAUUCUGUACGUUUGAACACAUAUCAGCCUGCAGACGCCUCAACGCCACCACAACAGGCUAGACCAUCAUUUAUCUAUUGGACUUAUAGAGGUUUUAAUUUGGACUGAAAGCCACACAAAAACUGUUUUAUUUCAUAAAUAAUCAGAAGAAUGCUUCAUGUACCCAGUCUGUCUGAGACUGGUGUAAACCUCUGAUAAUCUGUUCUAGUUAAAUAUCAGCGCCUACAACAGUGCACAUGCAGCAUCUGAUGAACUAGCUGUUUGGUCUAAAUCUCCCGUUUCUGUGUAUGUUUGUCCCAUGUGGGGGUGACAUCCGAUGGUGUGAUGGGACAGAUACAGAGGUGUGUGGAGAACAUGUCAAUGUCAAAUCAAAACACACGCCUUAUGUAUUUGCUUCAGCCUUUAAUUUUGCAUAAAGACAGAGUUGUACAAUCUGUCGAAUAAAGCGUAAAUCUUGCCAUUCUUUA
Molecule: messenger RNA, 2626 nt
Organism: Sphaeramia orbicularis (orbiculate cardinalfish)
Lineage: Eukaryota; Metazoa; Chordata; Actinopteri; Kurtiformes; Apogonidae
Product: circularly permutated Ras protein 1-like
Exons: 19
Coding region: 88-1965 (625 amino acids)
Biological process (GO): intracellular protein transport; endoplasmic reticulum to Golgi vesicle-mediated transport; COPII-coated vesicle cargo loading
Cellular component (GO): endoplasmic reticulum exit site; COPII vesicle coat
Molecular function (GO): SNARE binding; zinc ion binding
Source: RefSeq, a predicted model, not a curated record